UCCUUUUAAAACUCCUUCCUGAAUCCUCCUCCCCCAGUAGAUGGCAGCUUUGCAGGACCCCCAGUCAACUGGGAACCCAGGCAGGAGGCUGGCGUGAAGAGAGGCGCUCGCGCCCUUUCCCCUCUCCGGUCACUCCAGGGUGACAGCCCGAAUCCCACCCCCAGGCCGGCUGCAGAUCCCAGGCGUCGCUUGCAAGAUCUUAUGCCAUCAUGCAGCACUAUGGAGUGAAUGGCUACUCUCUGCAUGCCAUGAAUUCUCUCAGUGCCAUGUAUAACCUUCACCAACAAGCAGCACAGCAAGCUCAGCAUGCCCCAGACUAUAGACCUUCUGUGCAUGCCCUCACACUGGCAGAGAGACUGGCUGGCUGUACGUUUCAAGACAUCAUUUUGGAGGCCCGUUAUGGCUCCCAGCAUCGCAAACAGAGAAGGAGCCGCACAGCCUUCACAGCCCAACAACUGGAAGCUCUGGAGAAGACUUUCCAGAAGACCCACUAUCCAGAUGUGGUGAUGAGGGAAAGGCUGGCAAUGUGUACCAAUCUGCCAGAAGCUAGAGUACAGGUUUGGUUUAAAAACCGAAGAGCUAAGUUCCGGAAGAAGCAACGCAGCCUACAAAAGGAGCAGCUACAGAAACAGAAAGAUUCUGAAGUCAACCACAGUGAUAGCAAAGCAGAUGCCCCCAUAUUAGAAACACAGACUCCAACUCCUGAGGCAGACAAGCCUGUCAGCCUUCCAAGUGAGGUGAAUACAGAGCUCAACCUGACUCUGUCAGAGCAAUCAGCAAGUGAAUCAGCAGCUGAGGAUCAGACAGAUCGAGAGGAAGAGUUCAAAAUCUCAUUGGAAGAGAAUAAACCAGACAAGAGCCCUGGAGCUGAAAAGACUUUGAACAGCAAGAGGGCAAGCCCCAAAGCUGAUUCUCCUGUCAGUGUCACAGCCACACCAUCUUCCAGCAGUAGUAUGUCUCAGACUCACUCCUACUCUUCAUCGCCCCUCAGCCUCUUCCGCCUGCAAGAGCAAUUCCGUCAACACAUGGCAGCCACAAACAACUUGGUCCAUUACUCCUCUUUUGAAAUGGGGAACCCGUCUACCAUGCCUUAUUUGGGCAUGAAUGUCAAUAUGGCACCUCUAAGCUCCCUGCACUGCCAGUCUUACUACCAGUCACUCUCCCAUGCUCAGCAAGUGUGGUCCUCUCCUAUCCUGCAGGCUUCAUCCUCUCUUCCAAGCCUGAACAGUAAAACAACGAGCAUUGAGAACCUCCGGCUGAGAGCAAAGCAACACGCUGCCUCUCUGGGACUGGACACUUUACCAAACUGAGCACAAGGCCAGAAAUGUGUAAAAGCUGAACCAAUGGAUGACCACAACACAAUAUGUCAUGUCCUUGCCUUGUGAUACAGCCCUCAUUUUGUACUGUGUUAAGGCACUCAUAUGGGGAAACUUUGAAUUCUUUCUAUCUUAUGUAGCUCUGGUUUUCAGGUAUUGCUUCUGUCUGUUUCCCACUGACCCACUUAAAAUCACUUGCAGAAAAGAGAAGUUUAAAAUGUGAAAUCCUCAUCAAAACUGUGAGUCUACUAUGUAAUAUCCAAAAUAUUAUUUAGAUUAUGCUACAAAAAAUGUGUUGACUACUUUGUUUCUCUGGGAUGGGGGUGGAAAGAGAAGUUCCUGCUUACUGUAUAUAUUUUGUAUAAUGUUGGAAAACAUUCUUUCAAUUGUGUGUUAAUGUCACUGUGCCCUAUGCAGAAUUAUGAAGCACUUCCCCUUCCUUUUACUUUUACCUUCAUAAUUAUCUAGUAGAUAGAAACAGAAUCAACACUGUAAACAGACAAAAGCCAAACUCCUUGUCAAGCUGGUUUUGUGUAGUCAAUGUUCCACGUGUGAUGUUACAGAAAAAGAUCCUGCCCCUUCCCCAUACUAUAUUUUCACCAAAUUAUCUGUAACUUCCCAAUGUUAUAACAAGAGAUAAAUAAGAUUUAGUUCCCGUUUAAGCACUUCUAGUUGGAUAGUCGUUACCUUCUAGAACACUUCUUCAAAUGGAAUGUGUGAAAGACAAUGUAUGAAAGUACUGGAAUUUCUUUCUAAAAAUAAAUUCCCAAAGAUUCUAAUCCAGUUUAACUCCUUUUAAUUCUCUUUUCACACAGUUAUUUAUAAAUUUUGCAUAAAGCAUUGGGGACUAAUUUGGAUAAUGAAUUAUAAUUAAAAAAUUGUGUAUUGCCUUAACAUGUUGCUAUGCCAGCUGUUACAAUUCUUUGAAGAGCAGAGUGAUAGAUUUAAAACAGAAUGAGAAACAAAGGCUUUCCCAUGGAAAAUUAUGCUCAGUUUCAGAUCAAAAUCCCAAGCUGUUCACUCAGUUUACUUAAAAAAUAAAAUAAAUACAAGUACAAG
This is a messenger RNA of Sphaerodactylus townsendi, 2375 nucleotides long. It is a transcript of the gene DMBX1, whose product is annotated as diencephalon/mesencephalon homeobox 1. The transcript is spliced from 5 exons. Bases 210 to 1310 code for a protein of 366 amino acids. Lineage: Eukaryota; Metazoa; Chordata; Lepidosauria; Squamata; Sphaerodactylidae. Gene Ontology annotation, biological process: regulation of transcription by RNA polymerase II. Gene Ontology annotation, molecular function: DNA-binding transcription factor activity, RNA polymerase II-specific; RNA polymerase II transcription regulatory region sequence-specific DNA binding. The record is from RefSeq and is a predicted model, not a curated record.